Messenger RNA from Alosa alosa (allis shad), 1619 nucleotides. RefSeq names its product homeobox D10a (gene hoxd10a). The record is from RefSeq and is a predicted model, not a curated record. Gene Ontology annotation, cellular component: nucleus. Gene Ontology annotation, biological process: regulation of transcription by RNA polymerase II. The transcript is spliced from 2 exons. Bases 96 to 1097 code for a protein of 333 amino acids. NCBI's taxonomy places the organism in Eukaryota, Metazoa, Chordata, Actinopteri, Clupeiformes, Clupeidae. Gene Ontology annotation, molecular function: DNA-binding transcription factor activity, RNA polymerase II-specific; RNA polymerase II cis-regulatory region sequence-specific DNA binding.
GUGGAGAGGCACCCAGAGUUACGCGGGGGAUUGUUUUGCUAGAUAUGUCAGCUUACAAAGGACACAUCUCUGCUCUUUAAAAAAUCCUCUCCAAAAUGUCAUUUCCCAAUAGCUCUCCCGUUGCCAAUACGUUUUUGGUUGAUUCGUUGAUCGGGGCUUGCAGAACAGACAGUUUUUAUUCUAGCAGCAACAUGUACAUGCCAUCCAGUGCUGAGAUGGGAACUUACGGAAUGCAAACCUGUGGACUCAUGCCGUCUCUCGGCAAAAGAGGGGAAGUUAACCACCAAAAUAUGGGCAUGAAUGUCCAUUCCUACAUACCUCAAAUUGAUAACUGGGCAGAUCCGAAUAGGUCUUGCAGAAUAGAGCAACCAUCCAGCCAGAUUCCCACUUGCACAUUUUCACAAAAUAUAAAAGAAGAAAGCAACUGCUGUAUGUACGACAAGAGAGCAAAGGACAGUUCGUCUGAGAUUCCCGGGUAUUCGAAUAUGAUUCCAGAAUCCUGCUCCGUUGAAGGUCCAGAAAUCCCUGUCCCUGGCUAUUUUAGACUGAGCCAAACUUACGCGACUGGAAAAAGACCGGAAUACUGCCAUGAGUCAACGAGUCCGAACGCUACACUGGUGCAAUUAAACAGAGUGAUUCCAAAAUCGCAAGCAACGUCUUUUGUAGACAUCGAGAAGAAAAUCCCUGAAACUCCACAUAACCGGGAGACGAGACGGACACCUACCCCAGUGGAGAGCCCCGAUCCAAAGUCACAGGAGGAGAAGAAUUGUUCUACUGAAACGUCUGCCUCCAGCCCAGAAUUGCCACAGAAGGAAACGAAAGACUGCAAAACUGACACACCAACUAGCAAUUGGCUGACAGCAAAAAGUGGACGGAAAAAGAGAUGUCCUUACACGAAGCAUCAAACCCUGGAAUUAGAAAAGGAGUUUUUAUUCAACAUGUACCUGACUCGGGAGCGCCGCCUAGAGAUCAGUAAAAGUGUCAACCUUACUGAUAGACAAGUCAAGAUUUGGUUCCAGAACCGCAGGAUGAAGCUGAAGAAGAUGAGCAGGGAAAACCGAAUUCGAGAACUUACCUCAAACCUAACUUUCUCUUGAGCAUGUAAACGAAUGUAUAUUUCAGAAACCUCUUGGUCCUUUCAAAAAAAGGAUUAUCUGGAGACCAUUGGACAUUGUUUCUAGUUUUAUUUUCCACUUUGCGAUACUGUGAUUGUUGCUACUUCAUUUUAAUUGUAUUUUGGUGGUAUUUUAAACGUAAAGCAUUGUGUAAUUUAAAAUAUAUUUCACAGGGUAACAUUAAUGUGGUUUAGGUCUUAAAUUAUAGAAAAUGACAGAAAUUCAUCUGCGGAGUGUAUGUUUUGAUAUGGUCACAUCGCCGCACGUAACCUUUGCUUUUGAAACCCAUCUACAUUGGUUUUGAACAUGAAAGCACAUCUACUGUUUGUAGCCUAAGUAAAUAGUAACUAAGUCAUUACGUCUUAAUAAAGUAAGUCAUUUCUCGACAAAUUGAAUAUAUAUAGGCCUACAUUUCUUCUUACCACAACACUGUAAAAGUUCCUGUAUAAAAUGUGGUAGCCUAUCCAAUGUUAAAAUGUGCGUGUAACUCCCAAUGCAUGUUUG